CUGAUUGCGGGGUAAACUUCCAAUUCGGCAACGCCAACUUCGGUACUACCAAGCAUCAACCUGAUUUGAGGACUAUCAUGGACUAUUAUGGGAACUAAUAUUUCAUACGACGGCUCUAACUCGGGGCUUCAAAUCGGAGAGAACCAUGGCGAUAUUACUGCUCAGUUCGUGCAACCGGAGGCGUCAUUGAAUCAAGCGUGCUUGCGGGAUCUGCGAACGACCAGUCCACAUGAUGACAAGGACCGCAUCGAACAAACCAACGGAGGGUUGCUCAUAGACUCGUAUCGAUGGAUUUUAGACAACGAGCAGUUCAAACAGUGGCAAGACAACCAGAGCAGCCGUCUCCUCUGGAUCAAGGGUGAUCCUGGCAAAGGCAAGACAAUGCUACUGUGCGGGAUCAUCAACGAACUGACCAGAUCGAUCGGGGAUAAUGCAAAUCUCGCCUUCUUUUUUUGCCAAGCUACGGACGUACGAAUCAAUAGUGCAACAGCCGUCCUUCGUGGCCUGAUAUAUUCACUGGUCGUGAGGCAGGCAUCGCUUCUCUCCCAUGUGCGGAGCCGGUACGAUCAAGCUGGAAAGACCCUAUUUGAGGACAUAAACGCAUGGAAUGCGCUCUCAAAGAUCUUCAACGAUAUGUUGAAAGAUCCCACCCUACAGAAUACUUAUCUGGUGAUCGAUGCGCUAGACGAAUGCACAAAGGACCUCCCUCUCCUUCUGAACUUAGUUGUCCAGGAAUCAUCCACCUACCCACACGUGAAGUGGAUUGUCUCGAGCCGCAACUGGCCUGGUAUCGAAGAGCGUUUGAAUACUACAACUCAGACAGCGCCUAUCUCAUUAGAGUUAAACGAGUUAUCCGUUCAUAACGCUGUGCAACAGUUCAUUCGGCAUAAGGUCCACCAAUUAGCAGAAGUCAAAAAGUAUAAAGAUGAAAUGCGUGAUGUUGUUUACCGUCACUUAUCGUCACACUCACAAGGCACUUUCCUCUGGGUCGCCCUAGAGUUCCCUCCUGGACUAGAUGCUUUAUACGGUCGAAUGAUUGAUCAGGUUCGAACGUCUGAAGAUGCUGAGAUCUGCAAGCGAAUACUGGCUGUUAUGUUAAUUGCGUAUCGUCCUAUUACUCUUGAUGAACUAACUGCCCUAGUUGAAAUACCUGAUGAUCUCUCCGAUGACGAUGAAGCUUUACUGGAGAUUAUCGCACUUUGUGGCUCGUUCCUGACUUGGCGUGAGGACUUUAUUGUUUUCAUUCAUCAGUCUGCAAAGGAAUUUCUACUCGAAAAGGCACGGAUCGAGGUGUUUCCGGAGGGCCAAGAAGCACAACAUCUUGCAAUUUUCUCGCGAUCUCUACAAACUAUGUUCAAGACACUUCAGCAUAAUAUCCUCGAUCUUAAGCUUGGAGUUUCAACCGAUGGAUUCACACAUCUACGCUCUAAUCCUUUAACAGCAGUAAAAUACUCGUGUGUGUAUUGGGUUGAUCACCUUUUAGAAGGUUGGUGUGGUGAAGACGAGUAUCAUAGCCUUGAUGAUGGAGGCUGUGUGUAUAGGUUUUUACAGCAGAAAUAUCUUCACUGGCUCGAAAGCCUCGGGAUUUUGGGAAGCGUACUAGAAGGAAUAACCGCUAUGCUGAAGCUAGAGGACUUACUCCAGAAAAAAGGAGAGUCACGGGAUCUGCUAGACCGAGUUCAAGACGCGUCCCGAUUCAUUCGAUACCACAGAAAUGCGAUCGAAAUCAGCCCCCUUCAGGUAUACAGUUCGGGACUUGUCUUUAGCCCAACUCAAAGUACCACCAGGACAUGUUAUCAGAAAGAGAAACCCGAUUGGAUUUUGAACAGUCCAGUAGUAGAUGGCAGCUGGAGUUCAUGUCUUCAAACCCUCGAGGGACAUAGUGACUCGGUCACGUCGAUUACCUGGUCGCCAGAUGGCAGCCGACUCACAUCAGCGUCCUACGAUAGGACCGUGAGGAUCUGGGAUCCGGCCACUGGUCAGUGCCUGUCUACCCUCGAGGGACAUAUUGACUCGGUCACGUCGAUUACCUGGUCGCCAGAUGGAAGCCGACUCGCAUCAGCGUCCUACGAUAGGACCGUGAGGAUCUGGGAUCCGGCCACUGGUCAGUGCCUGUCUACCCUCGAGGGACAUAGUGACUCGGUCACGUCGAUUACCUGGUCGCCAGAUAGAAGCCGACUCGCAUCAGCGUCCUACGAUAGGACCGUAAGGAUCUGGAAUCCGGCCACCGGCCAGUGCGCGUCUACCCUCGAGGGACAUAGUGACUCGGUCACGUCGAUUGCCUGGUCGCUAGAUGGAAGCCGACUCGCAUCAGCGUCCUACGAUAAGACCGUCAGGAUCUGGGAUCCGGCCACCGGCCAGUGCGCGACCACCCUUGAGGGGCAUAGUGGCUUAGUCACCUCAAUUGCCUGGUCGCCAGAUGGAAGCCGACUCGCAUCAGCGUCGAGUGAUAAGACCGUCAGGAUCUGGGAUCUGGCCACUGGCCAGUACGCGUCUACCCUCGAGCGGCAUAGUAGCUUCGUCAACUCGAUUACCUGGUCGCCAGAUGGAAGCCGACUCGCAUUAGUGUCCUACGAUAAGACCGUGAGGAUCUGGGAUCCGGCCACUGACCAAUGCGCGGCUACCCUCGAUGGGCAUAGUAGCCGGGUCACGUCGAUUGCCUGGUCGCCAGAUGGAAGCCGACUCACAUCAGCAUCUCAUGAUGAGACCUUGAGGAUCUGGGAUCCGGCCACUGGUCAGUGCCUGUCUACCCUCAAGGGACAUAGUGACACGGUCACGUCGAUUGCCUGGUCGCCAGAUGGCAGCCGACUCGCAUCGGCGUCGGCUGAUAACACCGUCAGGAUCUGGGAUCCGGCCACUAGCCAGUGCGCGUCUACCCUCGAGGGACAUAGUGACUUGGUCACGUCGAUUGCCUGGUCGCCAGAUGGAAGCCGACUCGCGUCAGCGUCGGCUGAUAACACCGUGAGGAUCUGGGAUCCGGCCACCGGCCAGUGCGGGUCUACUAUCGAGGGACAUAGUGACUCAGUCAACUUGAUUGCCUGGUCGCUAGAUGGAAGCCGACUUGCAUCAGCGUCGAGUGAUAAGACCGUCAGGAUCUGGGAUCCGGCCACCGGCCAGUGCGCGUCUACUAUCGAGGGACAUAGUGACUCGGUCAACUCGAUUGCCUGGUCGCCAGAUGGAAGCCGACUCGCAUUAUCGUCCUACGAUAAGACCGUGAGGAUCUGGGAUCCGGCCACCGGCCAGUGCGCGACCACCCUUGAGGGGCAUAGUAGCUUAGUCACCUCAAUUGCCUGGUCGCCAGACGGAAGCCGACUCGCAUCAGCGUCGAGUGGUAAGACCGCCAGGAUCUGGGAUCUGGCCACCGGCCAGUGCGCGGCUACCCUCAAGGGGCAUAGUAGAGGGGUCAUGUCGAUUACGUGGUCGUCAGAUGGAAGCCGACUCGCAUCAGCGUCGAGUGAUAAGACCGUCAGGAUCUGGAAUCCUGCCACCGGCCAAUGCGUGUCCACCCUUGACAUUCACUCUUAUCACUUCCUCCAAUUUGAUAGAAGUACGCCCACCCAUCUUCACACAGUGAUUGGCACCUUAAAUUUAGGGUCCACUGAGCCUGUUGCGCCCGGCGCCAGUCGUUUGACCCUACCAAAAAUACAUGGGUUUGGCUUGAGUGGCAACAUCUCCUGGAUAACCUUUAAUGGAUCAAACCUGUUGUGGUUGCCUCCAGAGUAUCGACCAUCCAGCCCUUCUUCAUUUCGUAUAUCUGCAGCAACGGUGGCAAUCGGUUGUUCAUCAGGCCGUGUCAUAUUCCUCGCACUCUCAGACACAACCCCCUAUCUAGGGUAUAUAUAG
Molecule: messenger RNA, 3843 nt
Organism: Penicillium subrubescens
Lineage: Eukaryota; Fungi; Ascomycota; Eurotiomycetes; Eurotiales; Aspergillaceae
Exons: 4
Coding region: 88-3843 (1251 amino acids)
Molecular function (GO): protein binding
Source: RefSeq, a predicted model, not a curated record